Salvia hispanica is the source of this 1136-nucleotide messenger RNA. RefSeq lists its product as uncharacterized. The record is from RefSeq and is a predicted model, not a curated record. NCBI's taxonomy places the organism in Eukaryota, Viridiplantae, Streptophyta, Magnoliopsida, Lamiales, Lamiaceae.
UCCGCCUCACCGCCUCCCUCUGAAUCGAUGGACAUUGUCGUCUCUGAUACACCAGAUUGGGUAGACGACGACGAAAUACCUCGUCCGUCCGUGGUUCACGGUGUUCCACCGUUCAUAGACGACGACGGGGCUGAAGGUCCGACACCCCCCGACUGGUUCUUUUACGGAUCUGAACCUGAAGCUCCGUCCAAGGGUUUCAACGGAUCUGAAACUGAUUUUCCAUCCAAGGCCCUCGACCGAUCUAAAAAUGUUUCUCCGUCUAAGGGUUUCGACAGAUCUGAGCCUGAAGAUCCAUCGGAUGGCUUCUAUGUUUCUGACACUGAAGAUCCGUCUGAGGGCUUCUAUGGUUCUGAAACUCUACCUCCGUCCCCCUUAAUUGACGGUUCUGAAACUCUACCGCCGACCCCGUUACUCGACGGAUCUGAAAUUCAAGCUCCGGCUGUGGUGUUUGACGAUUCUGAAACUCAGCCUCCGUCGCCGCCGUUUGACUGGUCGGAGUCCAAGCCGCCUUCACAUGAUGUUAAUUGGUGGGAAAGUGAACCACCUUCCAUUAGUUUGGAUGAGCUCGAUGAAGGCGUUGGCCCUGCUGUGCCACCGGCGGUGGAGGUGGAGCCAAAAAGGGAGUAUAGCGACAAUGAAAAAGCAAUGCUACUCAUCAUGUUUCCUUGCCUCAAGGAUCUCAUUUAACUUGUUCCCCUCUGUCCAUUUGCUGCUUGCUGAUAUCCCAAAUUCUCAUUGCUGUCCUUGUAUGGAUGUUGAAUCUUUUGGCUGCCUCUGUAAAUGAACCUCUUGGCAGCACUCCAGCUUGACUUUGCUGUAGAAUAAACUGUGCAAUGAGAUUUUUUUCUUGGGUGUUCAAUGCUAAUGACAUCCGCUGCCUUCCACCUUGCCCCUGCACCUGCUGCUCCUGCUCAUGGUCCAACUCUUGGACCACCUCCUGCUCCAUAUGCCCAGUGAUGAAGAUUUUCUGAGGGUAUUUCACUUAAAUAGGUUUCCUUUUUUUUUUUUGUUUUGGUUGGUGGAAGUGAAUGGAGUAGAAAUGAAUGUACUUAUAGGAGUAGUUGGAGUUUGAAAUUCAUUGUAAAUUUUCCCUCCUUGUAUGAACAAAUUCCCUCCAUGGAAUUGGAGGCUUUCCC